UUUUUGUAGAGAUCUUAGAUGAACCAAGUUUCGUGAAGCCACGGGUGAUGGAGAUCAGCACCGACCCAGACACACCGAGCUGGACUGACCCAAUCCUCUCCUUCUUACGAGAUGGGAUAGUGCCUGAGGACAGGCAGGAGGCAAUGAAGUUGAGGAGGAAAGCAUCCCGGUAUACACUUGUUGAUGGGGUUCUCUACAAGCGAUCUUUUUCUCUACCUCUUCUACGGUGCUUGAAUCCCUAUGAAGCAGAAUAUGCCCUCCGGGAGGUGCAUGAAGGUGUCUGUGGAAGUCACGUGGGUGCUCGAACCUUGGCUCAUAAAGUCCUUAGACAGGGUUACUAUUGGCCCAACAUGUAUAAGGAUGCCACUCACUUUGUUCAGAGAUGUUUAAAAUGCCAGUUCUUCGCGCACCUAACUCACCAGCCUGCAGAACAGCUCACUACUCUGGUAGCACCAUGGCCAUUUGCUCAGUGGGGAUUGGAUCUUUUGGGACCAUUCGUGAAAGGAGUUGGCGGUGUAACCCACCUGAUUGUUGAUAUGGAAUCCCGAAUCAGAUUGUGGCUGAUAAUGGAACUCAAUUUAACUGCACCUCUUUUCGAGAUUUCUGUUCCAGUUACGGGAUUAAACUACAGUUCACCUCGGUUUACCAUCCGGAGUCCAACGGCAUGGUCGAAUCUGUUAACAAGUGCAUCUUAGAAGGUAUCAAGCCAAGACUGGAACAACACAAGGCCAAAUGG
Messenger RNA from Rubroshorea leprosula, 736 nucleotides. The record is from the annotation of a GenBank genome assembly. Lineage: Eukaryota; Viridiplantae; Streptophyta; Magnoliopsida; Malvales; Dipterocarpaceae.